AUGCAGAAUGAUGUAAUGGUUCAAGGUAUGAAGAGAAUUGCAAGUGAAGAAUAUCUAUUACAAGCUUUUCAUCCAUCAAAAAUUGAUUUUUCGUCAACACCUGAAGUUAAUAAUAAUGAUGGAUAUCGAGUGCAACAAAGACAACGAAAAAAGUUCAAUGCCACAACAACGACUUCUAAUGAGAAAAUGAACAAAGUGCAGCCAGCUACCACGGUGCAUUCGUACUUUCAUAAUAGUAACUCAUUACAAAAUCCACAAAAGUUGUACAGAUCGUUCUGUCAUUCAUCGCACAAUCAACAUCCAACGGAUCAAUCAUUUUCGUACAAACCAUCAGCACAUCAUAGUCAACAAAAUAAAACAAAAAAUGCUUUUAAUUCGAAAUUAAAUUUAUCAUUUGCACGUUACUCAAGUUUUACCCUAACAUCGAAUGUUCUAUUAAUAUUCGCUAAUGACACAUAUACAUUCGAAGAACUACAUAGUAAUGAAAAAUGGCCGAAAAUGUUAUGUGAAAAGAACUUCGAAAUUGAAGUGCCAAAACGGGUACCAACAUUUUAUUCGAUCAUAAUUCAUGAUGUAGCCAAACAAUGGAAUAUUGAUGAAAUUCAACAAAGUAUUGAUGAAAGUUAUCAUUCCGUCGUGUAUGUUCAACGAAUAUUCGAUAAAACAUGUGCAAUUCAAACCUCGCAACAAGUCGUAUUAGAUAAACUCACUCAAUUAGAAAUGAGAUAUGAAAUUACUACAAAUCGAUGUUCCGCUAUUGAACAACAAUCAGAAACAAAUGUAUUACCACAAAUGACAGUUUUGACGGGAUUAAUAUCAUCGAUUUGCCAGAAAUUGAAACAAGCAAAUAUUAAUGUCGACGACGAGCAGUUGGCAUUAGAACAACUUCGCCAGUUGGAUUAUCUCUAUCAACACCAACAUCAGGAUCAACAGAAUCCUAUUCAACAAGUAAUAGAUGCGAAUAUUGCUAAAGAAAAAAUGGAUUUAGGCGACUAA
Molecule: messenger RNA, 996 nt
Organism: Didymodactylos carnosus
Lineage: Eukaryota; Metazoa; Rotifera; Eurotatoria; Philodinida; Philodinidae
Source: the annotation of a GenBank genome assembly